Molecule: messenger RNA, 5450 nt
Organism: Manis javanica (Malayan pangolin)
Lineage: Eukaryota; Metazoa; Chordata; Mammalia; Pholidota; Manidae
Source: RefSeq, a predicted model, not a curated record
GAGGAGAGGGAGAGAGCCAGCGAGGAUCGUCUCGUAUGAGUUGCUGGCAGCCGGGAGCCCCGCGAGGAAAGCAGACCAGCUAGGAAAGCGAGGGAACUAGAGGGAGUAGGGGAGACCGAGACUGACCGGUAGCCAGGCAGGCAGGCAGACGGACCCACGCCCGGAUAAACAGACCGAACAGGCGCCGGAGAACCUCGCCCUGGUUCCUCCCGCCAUUCCCUUUGAAAGCCAGUAUUUUGCCUUUUCCGUGGCGCCCGAGAGAGAAUGCUGGACUCUGCGGACUUAAGCGCAAGCUAAGAUUUUUCAGCUAGGGAAGAAGAUCAGCUCAGUCUUGAGAAGGGGGGAAGCAAGCUUCCCUGUCCCCACCCCUCCCCUUUGCCCCCCUUACCAAACUCGGGCGCCAAACCCAGCCCUUCCCUAACCACCCGACUUCCUCCUCUCCUUUCUAGCAUGGUAGCUGUAUGGACAGUCUGACAGAACAGAGACUGACAUCUCCCAAUCUGCCGGCCCCCCAUCUGGAACACUACAGUGUUCUGCAUUGCACCAUGACCCUGGAUGUGCAAACUGUAGUCGUUUUUGCCGUGAUUGUAGUUCUCCUGCUUGUCAAUGUCAUACUCAUGUUUUUCCUGGGAACGCGCUGAAUGGAGUCCAGCCACCUGAGCUGUUGCGAACUCUCGCUUUGAUUUCAUCCCGAGAACCACCGAGAAAAAAAUAAAAAAUCAAGAGAGACAGAAACAGGGAAAGAGAGGGAGAAAAAGCAAGCUUUCUUAAUCGGGGGGAAAACGUUUUGAGCUUCAACAUGGCCUCGCUGUGAUAUGUAUGACGUUGCUGAUCACUGGAGAUUCCAUCGUUAGUGCUGAGGCAGUAUGGGAUCACGUCACCAUGGCCAACCGGGAGUUGGCAUUUAAGGCUGGCGACAUCAUCAAAGUCUUGGAUGCUUCCAACAAGGAUUGGUGGUGGGGCCAGAUCGACGAUGAGGAGGGAUGGUUUCCUGCCAGCUUUGUGAGGCUCUGGGUGAACCAGGAGGAUGGGGUGGAAGAAGGGCCCAGUGAUGUGCAGAAUGGGCAUCUGGACCCCAGCUCAGAUUGCCUCUGUCUGGGCAGGCCACUACAGAACCGGGACCAGAUGCGAGCCAAUGUCAUCAAUGAGAUCAUGAGCACUGAGCGUCAUUACAUCAAGCACCUCAAGGACAUUUGUGAGGGCUACCUGAAGCAAUGCCGGAAGAGAAGGGAUAUGUUCAGUGAUGAGCAAAUGAAGGUAAUCUUUGGAAACAUUGAAGACAUCUACAGGUUUCAGAUGGGCUUCGUGAGAGACUUGGAAAAACAGUACAAUAAUGAUGACCCCCACCUCAGCGAGAUAGGACCCUGCUUCCUGGAGCACCAAGAUGGAUUCUGGAUAUACUCUGAGUAUUGUAACAACCAUCUGGACGCCUGCAUGGAGCUCUCCAAACUGAUGAAGGACAGCCGCUACCAGCACUUCUUUGAGGCCUGUCGCCUCUUGCAGCAGAUGAUUGACAUUGCUAUUGAUGGUUUCCUUUUGACUCCAGUGCAGAAGAUCUGCAAGUAUCCCUUACAACUGGCUGAGCUCCUCAAGUAUACUGCCCAGGACCAUAGUGACUACAGGUAUGUGGCAGCUGCUCUGGCUGUCAUGAGAAAUGUGACUCAGCAGAUCAAUGAGCGCAAGCGGCGUUUGGAGAAUAUCGACAAGAUUGCACAGUGGCAGGCUUCUGUCCUAGACUGGGAGGGAAAGGACAUCCUAGACAGGAGCUCGGAGCUGAUCUACACUGGGGAGAUGGCCUGGAUCUACCAGCCCUAUGGCCGCAACCAACAGCGGGUCUUCUUCCUGUUUGACCACCAGAUGGUUCUCUGCAAGAAGGACCUGAUCCGGAGAGAUAUCCUAUACUACAAAGGCCGCAUUGACAUGGAUAAAUAUGAGGUAGUCAACAUUGAAGAUGGCAGAGAUGAUGACUUUAAUGUCAGCAUGAAGAAUGCCUUCAAGCUUCACAACAAGGAAACAGAGGAGAUACAUUUAUUCUUUGCCAAAAAACUGGAGGAAAAAAUACGCUGGCUUAGGGCCUUCAGAGAAGAGAGAAAAAUGGUACAAGAAGAUGAAAAAAUAGGCUUUGAAAUUUCUGAAAACCAGAAGAGGCAGGCUGCAAUGACUGUGAGAAAAGUCCCUAAACAAAAAGGUGUCAACUCUGCCCGCUCGGUUCCUCCUUCCUACCCGCCACCACAGGACCCGUUAAACCAAGGCCAGUACCUGGUCCCUGAUGGCAUCGCUCAGUCGCAGGUCUUUGAGUUCACUGAACCCAAGCGCAGCCAGUCACCAUUCUGGCAAAACUUCAGCAGGUUAACCCCCUUCAAAAAAUAAUACCUACAGGGAGGCAGAUAAUUUUAAAAUAAAGUAAAUAAUAUUAUAUUUAUAGAUGGACAUUUUUUCGGAGAAGCACUGUUGAAAUUUAUAUAUGUAUGCAUAUGUAUAUACAUAUACAUAUGCAUAUAUAUGUAUGUAUGUGUGUGUGUGUAUACAUACAUACACAAACACACACCCUUACCCUUGAUUGUACACACACAGACACACACACACACCCUUACCCUUGAGUACAUACACACACACCACAGAGAAGGACCAAAAAUGUUUUAUGUUGUUUUGGGGAAAUGAAAUCUAUAAUUGAUAAGAACAGAUAUCAGUAAUUUCCAGACGUGUUGAUCCCUUCUUAAAAUUUUUCUGUUCUAACCGUGUCCCCCUCCCCUUUAUUUUCAGAAACUGACAUUUCUAUUUGUUCCUUUUCUCAUUGUGAUCUCUUUGCUCCCCUGUGAGUGACUAAUUGACUUAUCAUUAUUACCAUAGAUGUGUUUGUGGGGUUUUUUUUCUUUUCUGAUGAUACUGAUACUGAUGACUUUUGGAUUUAAUUUGAUGUGGUUGAAGUUUGGGAGUUUGGAAUUUCUUUUUCCCUUUGUUCACUGCAUAAAGGGCAGAUCCCCUUUCUCUUCUUCCUAAGCUGACCAUCUACAAAUGUUCUACAGCCCUGCAGUUGCCCCAGACAGCCUUUUCUCUGCAUCUUCUGUCCCCACUCAUGCCAGUCUGGACAUGCUCUGUUGUGCCCUAUGACAUAACUGCUCAAUAUUUCUAUUGCUUUUUGUAGAGGGGUCAAAACUAAACAGAAGCAAGGGAGUGUCAGAGUAUAAUGAUGCUAGAGAGGACUUCUGUUCAGGGAACAUUCUGCAUUUGGGCUGUUUCUUCUCCUAGGACUGGGAGGUCCCAUGCUGUAGCACUGUGGGUCAUGACAGUUUUGUAUCUGGGGUUGUUUGGGCAAAUUAUCUCUUCUUCAAGCUGCCUUGGUUAUGGUGUUCCUUCUAGGCCUGUCCCUCCCCUAACCUAAAAGAUCUGAACCGGGAGCAAAAAGGCUGAGACUCUACCUUCUGGGGGAGUGACUCAACUGCCUCUACCACCAAUUAGAAUAAAGGUGGGGCUCCUCACUGCAAUCAGUUUGGGGGCCUGUUUAUCCCUGCUUCCAUUUGCAGAUUGUUUAGGCAGCAUUAUUGAUAGGAAUCUAUGGAGGGGUCAAGACAGAGCCCACCUGAUCGUCAUCAGCUGCCUUCAAGUUAUUGACCUGGACGGGAUCCAAGGCUGACAAUAACCUAUUAUAGGAAAGAACAGGGAUGGGCAUGGCAAGAGACAGCCUUAGCCCAAUAUACGUACCUGCAGUUCCCACCACUCAAGUUAUGUGAAACUUCCCCUGUUAGCAGAUUGCAUGGACAAUCUUCCAUGGCUCCUUCCUUCCCUUUUCCCUGUCUUCCUUCUUUCUUCUCCCCUGGCACAGGAAGACUGCUGGGAUUGGCAUAGUUAAAGCAUUUCUAGCACUCAAAGAAUGUCAUUUCUAACAUUCUCCCAUCUCAGGACAUUUGUAACAAGUAAGCAAGGAAGUCAAGGGGGACCUUCCCUGUGGAGAAAGUAUCUGAGAUAGAGAUCCAACCCUCAGGUUCAUUUUUUGCAGGCUUUACACUGGGGAAAAAGUAACUUCUCACAGAAAAAUGCAGGCUCUCUGUGGGUAUAGGAGUACCUACCUGUUCUUCCUUCCCACAUGGCCCCUUGGUGAAUAGACCUUGAACAGCAAGGUGAAAGGAAUACAAAGGAGUGAGGAUAGGCCCUGAUAUAGAGAGCGACUUUAGCAAAGAAUCUAGAGAUUUUGAGUCUGUCCUGGACUCCAUGGGAGAAAACUUCAUCAUAAAAGGACCUCAGCUUUCUAAGCAGCAACCAUGGCUACAUGGGGUCCUCAGCAUAGUUGGCUUGAUUGCUGCUCUGUGCCUCCUGACCCAGACCAGGUCCUGCCCAGCUUGGGAAUUUUCCCUCUGUGGAAAUCCAAUUACAAGCUAUUAAAAUUUCUAUCCCAUCACACCCCAAUCAGACUUGUGGAGUAGGCCAAAGGUAAGUCUGAGCUGUGCAGAGGGCUAGGACUCAGAACUGGCCACCACUACUCAGCAAAUGACCCACCUACUUAUGCCCUCUUGGGAAAGAACCUGGUACCCAGUGCCUGAGCUAAAAUAGCCUCCCUGUCAAACAAUGUAUUUCAAUGGCUGUGUAGGUGUUCCUUGAGUAUACAUCCUUUUCCUAAUUUUCAUUCCUUCCCACUAGGCUUGACCUUGACAUGUUUCUCCAGGGACUGGCAGCACACCAAGAGAGGGUGCUUGGAGAAGUCCCUGGACCUAUUAAUAUCUCUUAGCCAAGCUCACUUCUCUCCCCUCAACCCCACUCCACUGGGCCUGUCCCCAGACCUUCAAGAUCAGGGAUAUCACCUCCUGCCACCAACCUCUCAUCUAUAUGCCAAUGACUUGUGAAAAAAAGAAAUCAGUUCACCAUUGGUUACAGUGUUCCCCCAGCCUAUGGCAGCAACCUCAAGGGGAGCUCCAUUACCUGGACUUGCGGUCCAAGCCUAUUCUUGUGUUCCCAUAGCAGUGCUAUCCCAAAGAAUUAUUUAAAUUGCCUCUAUUUCUGCAUGGCUCUGAGCUCCCCUUUUGUCAACUCAGUGAGGCCUGGAUUUGCUCAUCAAAGGCUUUGCUAGUGUAUUCUAUGGGCCCUGCUGUGGGAUGGUCCUAAAAUAGAAAACCAGCCCCUCUGUCUCUUUCCUUCUCUCCCUUUCUCUCUAUGUGUAUAUCUCUAAGGAAAGAAACAAAGGAGUUAUAACAAUUGUAGUGUGAAGCCAAAUAGUGAUCUUUUAGUGCUUUGAGGAUGGGGUAGGCUGGGGUGGAUGGAUGGGCAACAGUGAUUUUGAUUACCCCUUCUGCUCUGCAUAUGCCAGUUUAUUAUUUCAUUUCUUUUGUUUGACCCUGUCAAACAAUUGUCAAAGUUGUGUGUUUAAAAAAAAUGUUUAACAACAAAAAUAUGAUGUUGUAAUGACACAAAGCCUUAUUAAAAUAUUUAUGGAGUUCAAUAAAAGAAGUAAAAAGACA